Molecule: messenger RNA, 3801 nt
Organism: Ornithodoros turicata
Lineage: Eukaryota; Metazoa; Arthropoda; Arachnida; Ixodida; Argasidae
Product: leucine-rich repeat-containing protein 20-like
Exons: 4
Coding region: 190-768 (192 amino acids)
Molecular function (GO): protein binding
Source: RefSeq, a predicted model, not a curated record
GCCGAGGUCAGCUGAUUUCGGGUUUAUAUUUAGGGCCCGGGCCAACGCUUGCGUAGAUUUGUGCUAGACUCUGAACUGAGCGUACCUCAACAGAAGAGCCGGAGUUUUCCCGCCGAGGAACCACGUUGUUUUGUGCUCCGUUCAGGAGUGUCUUUGUUCUUGUUGGUAGUUUAACAUAUUUGAAGCGCCAUGCCGCAAGUGGACAUUGCUGGGAGUGCUGGAAAGGCUGUUGUCAAGGUUGUCCACCGCUGCACCGAUGCGACUGAAAACAGCAACCUAGACCUGUCUGAAUGCCAGUUGAUGUCCGUUCCUGAUGCUGUAUACCAUCUGAUGAGAAACACCGUGGUACGUGCCUGUGAUCUCUCCAGCAACGUGCUGCGCAAGAUCCCGCCUAAGCUUCCGCUCAAGUUCUCAUACAUCACAGAGCUGAACCUUGCCCACAACCGCCUAAGUUCUCUGCCCGAGGAACUCAAGGAACUGCCGGAACUGCGAAAGCUGGACAUCUCGUACAACGACUACAUGUCCAUGCCCUGGGUCAUCUUCCGCCUGUCCAAGCUGAUGUUCCUCGACGCAAGAAGAAACUACAUAUCAGAUGUGGAAGCUCCCCGGUUGCGAUCUGUACAAUCGCUACGUGAGGUUCACCUUGAAGAGAACCCGCUGAACGAAGACGUUUGCAAAGAACUUGAAUCCCUCUCUUCCAACCACCUUGUCGUUCACGUCAGUCCUCCCACUUCGUCGGAUUCCGACGACGAAUCGUCGGAUGAGUGAAGUGAACAGCCUCUCAAAGUUGCAAACGGGUGUUCAGGACGUAAUACGCUGAACCUCUCCUGGUUCAUGAUGUGAUAGCUGUUCCAGUGUGCGAGUGCCGUGAUUGGAUUCCGAGUGCCGAAGGACGAUCGUAUAUUGCUGAUGAAGACACCGUUCACACGAGAACUAUGAGAACGAGAGUUUACCCGGAUGAAAAAAGACGGUGCCGCCGCAUAUGUGAUCUGGCGGACAGAAUCGCAGACACUGUCUGCUGCGCAGGCAGCGGAAUGCGCGUCGUCGCAUUUUCUGGCACCUGCUUGCUGCGACAGUGGACUGUGAGACUCUCCAGCGGGUGCAUUUGACAGUGCAUGACAGGACAUACAUUUCAUUGAAGCAGGAGCCCCAGGUCGGGGGCCGCGCCGAUAUUUCGUACAACGUGACAACAUGAGCCUGUCCUUCUGGUAUAUAGAAGAAGCAGUAGAACAACAGUACAUGUUCUAAAUAGCAGUGGCUCCCGAUCCGAGGCUCCUGCUUCAAACUUGCUUUUACCGGAUCGCUGGAUUUUCUACUAUUCAAGGACAUAUAUAUGUUUGUUGCCCUAGACCUGCUCCACACAGAAAAAAAGCAAAGAAGAAGAAAAAGAAAACAGACUAUGCUUGUCACCGUUGUAGUCAAGUCCAAAUGCACAGGCACAUAAUUCGUAACUAUAAAAAGAAAAAAAUAUCAAAGGGCCAACAGACCAUUCAACGCUCUACUUCUAUUCGUUGCCAUAGGUAGUUCUCCUGCUGGAUGACAAUACACUCUAUUCGUUGCCACUCACAGGGAGCUAACUCUGCUAGAAAACGGUCCAAAGCGAGAUAUUGAAUCACGACCAAUGGGAACUCUAUUUGCUACAAGCUGCAGUAAACACUGCUUAUAACGACAACUAUUUUUUAGCUCGUUUUACUCGAAGUGUCACGCACUCCCGGCAGAAAUCUAUGCGCUUCAACCCAGAUUAAAGUAGAUGUACCGUCAGUCAACCCCGCUUGUAUAUAGUGUGAAGGAUGAGCCGGCGGUGCUCGCACAGUGUAUGCAGCUUACGUUUCUUUGAAACGAUAGCCUUAUAGGGUCAACCAACGUCGAUAGCCGCGUAGGUCCGUCCGUAACAAUUGUGGAGAGAAUUAUGGAAGAAGUUACAAUGAAAUCGAAACACGUGCCCGUGCCCGAAUGGUCAGGAUCGGUAUACAUGGCUAUGUAAAGCUGCCACAUUUUAACGCAUUUGACAGAAUGGCCAAAGAUGCCAUUAAAAUUUUAAUUUAUGAAUUUAUUUUUAAUGUCCAAAUAAGAAGGUAACCGAGGUGCACGCCACCGAGGAUAGGUUGCUUCAAUAUUUUUUCAGCACUCCUGGGCACUGUUUCCACGCACUUCUGAGGCCACUGUCGGUGUUCCUGUGGCUCUUCGCCCUUUAUCUAAUUACCGUUUAAAUCGAAUUUUUUCCCGGUCUCUUUGACUUCGUUAUAACGUGGGUUUAGCUACUAGCCAGCGCGGGAUGGUUAUUAUAGCACAUGGGUAAGAAGACGUGCAAGACAAAACGUAACUGUGCUGCGUGGAGCCGUCCCGAGGUGAAUUCACCGUGCCCGGGGCGCCCCCCCCCCCCCUCCCCGCUACCACAAUUGAAACACGGCUCUGGUGUAGCAUAUUACGUCUUGUUGGUAUGCGGCCUAAUAUCAUUACGUUGGUUAACUUGUUGGGCAUUGUCCCGGGUAUUAAGAAUUCGGUAUAUGUACAUGUAUUGCAUUUACGUACGUCUUUCACGGCAGAGUGUACAGUGUAAAUAAUUUAUUUGUCGCGUUAAUCACUGUGUUGCUGUGUUUUAACUUUAACUUGUGAAUGUGCAAGCAUGCAAUGCGCAGCAGCCUGCGUAGUAGCCGUAGAAUGUAAUGCAUUAAGCGGAGUUCACUGUAGCCAUAUAGCUUCGGCUACAAGAUCUGUACGGGUACUGUGCAACUGAGUACUCUUUCUCUUCCAACGACGAACACGGCGGAAGUAUUGUACUGUGCCACCGCACGAAGUAGUUCUGCGUACAGCGCUGUUAAGUCCGCCAAGCAAAGUACCAACCAACCAGUAUAUACUGCUGACUGCAUAACAGCACGUCGCUUGUAUAGCACAAGACACUUCUGAUGGCGGUUUUCGGCCGUGUACAUCAUGCAAGGGAGAAUAUCGACUUGACAAGUUUAAGCGCAUAAACCCAAAGUACUACUUUAGGUAUACCACUUGCAAGUGUUGUAAAUUUACAUUUUGUACUCAACCUCGUGUAUUUGCGCUUCUUCAAAAUUUCUCAUUUCAAAUUACAUCUAUUAUUUUAUUGUGGAACUAAUUUCGUAAGACAUCGCUCUUUUUCAAAAUUGCGCUUGAGGUAUAGCUUGGGGCAAAAGCUAGUUCACGGAACACGGCACAGGUCUUCAUCGGAGAGGUCCCCUGCCAGCUGCCAUGGAAAAGAUCCAAUACGAAACGGGUGACUGGCUAUUCUAUCCAUCUCUCAGCAUGUGUAUCCGCUCAUGUGUGCUGCUAUGGGAUGUCAUUGCAAUGCAGCCAUGCGGCACCAUGGUGAUCCGUAAACGUUUGUCCCAAGAUGUACGGCUUUCAAGUUACUUCGCUAUUCAAUUUUUGCGUGCCCACGCAACAUGUGCAUAGGGGAACGGUAGCUUCUCAAGACGCCUUUUGGCACCAAAGCGACUAGCAGUGUAUAUAGCAGUGCUUGCGGUGAUGUGAUCAACUAACACAUGUUUCUGUUUGUGAGAGAAUAGUAUGUAUACAGCCUGGUUGGAAAAGGCACCACUUUUGUGUGUUUGACGAAGAGGUUAUGCGCAUCAAAAGCUUGAUGACAAACUGUGGUAUCUACGAAGUAGAGAAUGUGUACAUACACGCCUUUUGAAAAGUUCUAUAUGUGUACAUGACUGAUGCUCAAGAGUUGGCGUCUUCGCCGUUCGACUGCGGCAACACGUAUAGUUAUUUAUUGUUGUUAGCUCUUUCCUUUUUCCCAAUGCAAGUGGAUUAAAGAGCUUUCUUUCGCAA